GAUGCCUCUCAGUCUUCAUUCAAAACUGUUUAACACAGCGCUUCAGGAGGGCAUGACUUAAGAAAUACCCCUCGAUGUGAUGGAUGGUCGCUCUCCGCUGAGGAUGAAGCUGCUGAUAGUGUUUCUGCUCGUAUCCACCGACAUUGUCUGUCUGCACGGACAUAAUACUACAGGUGCGGUCCCUGUUCCUCACUGUGUAACAGAUUACCUGUACACCAUGACCUGCUCCGUGAGCAUGGCGCCGUCAGACAGCAACGUCUCCUACUGGCUCACUUUCCAAAAAUGGAAAAAGAAGGACUUGCUGUGUAUGCUGACAAACACAGAUGGGGGCUACUUCUGCUCCUUUAAAAAAAACGAUAUGUUUAAUGAUGUGGAGUUUUAUAAAAUCUCACUUUGUCACAAUGGGUCUAAAAGCUGUGAAAAGCUGGUUGAUAAAUAUUAUCCUUUGGACUACAUUAAACCAAACGCACCCUGCUGCCUCACAGUCCGGCACAACGCAAGUCAACACCACUUCACCUGGAAUAGUACCUAUGAGGAAUUUGCUCCUUACACCAGUCUGGUCGACAGACUCAAGUUUCAGCUUGAGUUUUACAGAAAAGGAGACGCACAAAACGUGUCAAAACAUCCCUUCACCAAUCUGUAUUGUUCAGUGGAUGAUCAAAAUUUUGAUCCAGACACCGAGUACGCUGCCAGAGUGCAGACCAGUCCUGAUCAGCAGCAUAACAAAGGAGAGUGGAGCGACUGGUCUCCUGAAGUGUACUGGAAGACAGAGGCAGCUGUGAAUGAUCCCCCACCAUACACAUUUCUUUUGGUACUGGGCAAGGUGCUCAUCUCCUUAUUUGUGCUGGUGCCUUUCACCCUCCUUUUCGUCUGGGCUCCGGUUAAAAAGUGGAGGAAGGGUGCUUUCAUCCCAACUCCAGCACCCUACUUCCACACCCUGUACAAUGAAUACCAGGGAGAUUUCAAGAGCUGGGUGGUGACACACGAACACACGGCCGACGUGCUGAAGGCGGAGGAAACGCUUCAAAUCGACACGCUCACAAAGUGUGAAGUGGUGGAAGAGAAUGAAGAGUGUCAGCCCCAGGUUUUCCACCACUUCAGGGAGGGAAGCACCUACAGCAACAUAUCGGACCCCGGCUGCGAUGCCUCGAUGCUGGGGGUCCCGUACGCUGUGAGCACCCUCCCACCAGGGCACCCCGCUGAAGGAGACUCGGGGUGCUGGCUGGAGAGGGACCCGCCCUGGUACUGCAACGAGUACUGCACCCUGAGCUCCUUCCAGCAGGGAAGCCCAGUCACAGCAGAGGAUCAUGGGAGCUUAAAAUCCCACACCUGCCCCACAGGGAUCAUCAGAGAGGAGGCCGUGACUGAAGCAUGAGCUCUGUGUAGUUACUGUGACGUGAACUUUGAAAGUUCAACGACACACAUUUACACAUCUAAAGUGCUUCAAAAUAAAACGGUAAAUUCUUUUUUUUUAAGUAGCCUACAUAUACAGGCAUACAUUUUUUAGUGUGCACUUAUUUUUGUAUCCCCCCCCCUCCCCACAGCAGUAUGCAUAAUGUAGAGAUACAAGUUAACAUAACAUAGCAUAACAUUUUGCUUGCAUUCAUUCAUUUAAUUCUGUAAAUAUCUGUAAACUAAAAUUGUUUUUAGACAUUUUUCCAUCAAUCCAUUUCAACAUUGUUUUAUGAUGACUGAAUUUUGCUUUGUCUCUGAACCUUGAAUGUAUUAUUUCAUGAUUUUUGUAUUCAUUUAAUAAAGAAAAUGCUUUAA
This is a messenger RNA of Trematomus bernacchii (emerald rockcod), 1770 nucleotides long. RefSeq names its product interleukin-21 receptor. The transcript is spliced from 8 exons. Lineage: Eukaryota; Metazoa; Chordata; Actinopteri; Perciformes; Nototheniidae. Bases 80 to 1375 code for a protein of 431 amino acids. Gene Ontology annotation, cellular component: external side of plasma membrane. The record is from RefSeq and is a predicted model, not a curated record. Gene Ontology annotation, biological process: cytokine-mediated signaling pathway; immunoglobulin mediated immune response. Gene Ontology annotation, molecular function: protein binding; cytokine receptor activity.